Molecule: messenger RNA, 9135 nt
Organism: Syngnathus typhle (broad-nosed pipefish)
Lineage: Eukaryota; Metazoa; Chordata; Actinopteri; Syngnathiformes; Syngnathidae
Gene: wnk1a
Product: WNK lysine deficient protein kinase 1a
Exons: 27
Coding region: 607-6339 (1910 amino acids)
Biological process (GO): negative regulation of sodium ion transport; intracellular signal transduction; positive regulation of sodium ion transmembrane transporter activity
Cellular component (GO): cytoplasm; cytosol
Molecular function (GO): protein serine/threonine kinase activity; ATP binding; potassium channel inhibitor activity
Source: RefSeq, a predicted model, not a curated record
AUGCGCAUACGGGAAAAUCCCGUUUCUUCGUCAGUACCGAGGAACUGCGUUGCUGGGGGAUUUUUUUUUUUAACCCCCCAAAAUGUCUCUCUAUGUCGGCACAAUAGACGUUCUUUUGUCGAUGAUACUCUUAUACCGACCAUGUACUCAUUUUUAGACGACAUCCGCUGCGAGGAGCAUUUCAACUCUGGUGAAUGUCAGUUGUGUUGUGGAUGCGAGUGAAGUUGGACAAGAGCAAAUUUGGACCUUUGCUCAGAGGCUGGGCAUCUGUAACAGAGCGCUACCUGCUUGUUCCUCACCAGAGAGUCCUUAUGCUUGACAGAAGCUGCAGCCUGUGUCUUACAGAAUGGGUAUUGCGGAUCUAAAGAGUUUUGUUUGCCAACAUCAGAACUCUUUGCCCUGCUGUGGUGUUCAAACCUCUUCCGAAAGAACACCACCCAUCCACCUCCUCCAAUCUCUGCACUAUGUGCCUAAAGACGGACUUUAAGAUACAAGAAAAGAAAAUUUGAGACUUUGAGAUCAAAUUAUACAAAAGCCUUUAGCUGACAUGGAAGUCUCCUUAUUUUAAUUUUUCAGAUCUUGUCUUCCUUGUACUCUUUGUGUGGGAUGUCGGAAAAGCCUGAUGACAAAAUGGUUAAGUUCCUGGCUCCCCCUCCGAAGAGUGGAAACGGUCCCACCACUGGGUCAGACUCGAUCGUCAAUGAAUCCCGUCCGACCGAGGUGAGACGGCGGCAUCACACCAUGGAGCGUGACCGCGGCAACCCCGAGCACCGCUUUUUCCGCCGCAGUGUCAUCAGCGACUGCAAUGCCACGGCAUUGGCCCUCCCUUUGCCCAGCAGGAUCCCCAUACCAGCCGCUCAGCGGAACCAACUGCGGGAGGCCCCGGUACAACGGCAACAGGCUGCCGUCGUCCGUGCGCCGCAGGUUGAACAAAGUGCUCCUCGUAAGGAGGAGUCCACUGAGACUCUGGAAAGUAAAGAGCGGAAAGACCUGGAAAUUGCCACGGUGAACGUAGUGCCUAUGAAACAGACGUCUACUAUCAUUCAAGAUGUUUGCGACAGCAUGUUGGUCACCGAGACCCAGUCGUUGCCAGACUUGAGUCAAAGCGAGGCAUAUAACUCUACCGGCUCUAAGGUGCUGCAUGAAGGAGACGCCGAGGAAGAGGACAAGGAUGCUGCCAAAGCGCGUGCCGAGGCAGAGCAGAGGGAGGCGGAAAAGAAAGUGCAGGAGGACAUCGAGGAGGCUGAAACGAAAGCAGUGGGAACAUCGCCGGAUGGGCGCUUCCUGAAAUUUGACAUUGAAAUUGGACGUGGCUCUUUCAAGACUGUCUACAAAGGCUUGGAUACGGAAACCACAGUAGAAGUGGCUUGGUGUGAGUUGCAGGACCGAAAACUAUCGAAGACUGAGCGGCAGCGUUUUAAGGAGGAAGCGGGGAUGCUCAAGGGCCUCCAACAUCCCAACAUUGUCCGCUUUUACGACUCCUGGGAGGGACCCUCCAAGGGCAAGAAGUGUAUUGUUCUGGUUACUGAACUAAUGACUUCGGGAACCCUCAAAACUUAUCUGAAGAGGUUUAAGGUGAUGAAGAUUAAAGUGUUGAGGAGCUGGUGUCGACAGAUCCUCAAGGGGCUCCACUUCCUCCAUACUCGUGCACCUCCCAUCAUCCACCGCGACCUGAAGUGCGACAACAUUUUCAUCACAGGCCCAACGGGAUCUGUCAAGAUCGGAGACCUUGGAUUGGCCACACUGAAGCGUGCAUCCUUUGCCAAGAGUGUUAUAGGUACCCCUGAGUUCAUGGCGCCUGAGAUGUAUGAGGAGAAGUACGACGAGUCAGUGGAUGUGUAUGCCUUUGGAAUGUGCAUGCUGGAGAUGGCCACCUCAGAGUACCCUUACUCAGAGUGCCAGAAUGCUGCACAGAUCUACCGCAGAGUGACCAGUGGGGUGAAGCCGGGCAGCUUUGACAAGGUGGCCAUUCCUGAGGUGAAGGAGAUCAUCGAGGGAUGCAUUCGCCAGAACAAGGAUGAGAGGUACUCGAUCAAGGACCUCCUGAAUCACGCCUUCUUCCAAGAGGACACAGGUGUGCGUGUGGAGCUGGCUGAAGAGGAUGAUGGUGAAAUGGAAGCGAUUAAACUGUGGCUGAGAAUUGAGGACAUCAAGAAGUUAAAGGGGAAGUACAAAGACAAUGAAGCCAUCGAGUUUUCCUUUGACCUAAACAAGGACGUCCCAGAUGACGUGGCUCAGGAAAUGGUUGAUUCAGGGUAUGUAUGCGAAGGUGACCACAAGACUAUUGCAAAGGCCAUCAAGGACAGAGUGUCUCUCAUAAGUCGCAAGAGAGCACAACGGCAGCAGGUCAGAGAAGAUCAGGAGAAGAGCAGAAUUGAAGAAGAACAACCGAGCCAGACACAAACGCCCCAGCAACCAAGCAAAGAGGUGCCUAUCUCCCAGUCGGUGCCGCAGCCAGCCACCCAUGUUCCUCCUCCACAAGCCAACCAACACAGCACACCCAUGCCAGCUCAGCCUGUGUCCCAGCCGAGUCUUGCCAAUGCUUCUUAUAACACUUCGCAACCCACCCAGCUGACGGGCUUGACACAAGGGGUCUCUUACGUCCCCCAGUCGACUGGGCAAAUCCCAAUUCAGAAUCAGAGUUUGGCUACCAGUCAGACGGAGUCAGAGGAGCCUGAGGCCGACCAGCAUCAACGCAGCGGCGGAGUCGCACACAUGGCCGACAGAGCAUCUGGUUCCUCUGUCCUCGUUGCCGAAGCUCAGCCUGCUCAGCCGGGAAUGUCCUACUGCGCCCCUCCCAGUCAACAGCUUCAACCCCAAGUGCCAUGCCCUCAGACACAAAAUGACCAAAUGCAGCUGCAGCAGCAUGUGUCACUGGUUCAAGCCCAGAUGCCAGGUGUCCAGGUCGAACUUGUCCCUUCUCUUCCUGGCAGCCAGUCUAUCUCAGUGGCACCACAGCAGAUUCCCACCCAGCAGGUGAUGAUGCCUCCAUCGUCUCAGUCGUCCUCUUCUGCACCACCACAACAGCAGCAGCAACAGCAGCCGCCAGAGACCAACACAGUCCUUCAGAGCUCCUCUCUACCACAGGCACAGCCUGGAACGCAACCGUUACAAGCCGCUGCCAGUCAGUCAACACCAGCCGAGCAGUCAGCAGCCUCCUCCACUCUUGUGCCGCCAUCUGUGGAAAGUUGUUUGUCAGAUGCAGCUUCAGGUCUAAGUGACGGCAAUGAAGGUACUUCAACAUCAGGAGGCCGCCACGAGGGCCGCUCACUGAAGCGGUACCAGCGGCGAUCUGUCCGUAGCCGCUCUCGGCAUGAUAAGGGAGCCAAGGCCAAACUGAAUGUUCUAAGUAUCUCAAAUGCAGGAGACAGAGUAGCAGAAUGCCAGCUGGAAACGCACAAUAGGAAGAUGGUGACCUUCAGAUUUGAUCUAGAUGGCGACAAUCCAGAGGAGAUUGCACAGAUAAUGGUUGUGAGUGAGUUCAUCCUGGAAAGUGAGCGAGAAUCAUUCAUCGAGCAGGUCCGUGAAGUCAUUGAAAUGGCUGACGAGAAAGGAGAGGGCAUGAAAGAAGCAUUUCCUCAGAUGAGUGAGCUUCAACAGCAGCCAGAGCUUUCAGUUCCCAUGCUGCCUGGAAUCCCCCCAAGCACUACAGCCCAGGUGGUGCAUUCAGCAGGUCGACGGUUCAUAGUCAGCCCAGUACCAGAGUCCCGUUUGAGGGAACAGUUUUUUGGUGCAUCCUCGGCGAAUACCUCAGUUGGCGACGAGUCUGGCUCAGGGCCCACGAUGACAUUAGGGCUUUCUCUGUCUGCACCUUCUGGGACUCUGCAGCAGGCUUUUAGCAAAAUGAGGCAGGAUCACGCAGAGAGAGGCAGCAGCAUGAUUGAGCCUCCGAGCCUUGAUCCGGAAGUUGGCACCAAUUCAUCUAGUGAUGCUGGACUGGUCCCACACACUCAGAGUGCUGUGGCCCCUCCAGAAGCGGUACCGUCCACCAGUAGUUCUAGUUUCCCUCCCGUUGGGCUCGUCCCCGGAACACCUCAGACGCAUCCCCCAAAUGGAAGAGUUUCUCCUCCACCUGUAUCAACUCAUUCUCAGAAUCCUGUCACCAGUGAUUCCCUGCCACCGGCCCACACUUCCCACGAAACAUCCGCCUCGCAGAUUUCACAUGCCGCCAGUGUCCCUGCCUCCUCUUCCAUUUCUGCAUCCGUCAUGCAGACCUCCGUCCCCGUGGCGUCCGUGCCCCAGCUAAGCGCUAAUACAGUCCCCGCUUCUGAGCCGCAACCUUUUAACAAUACUGCCACGUCAUCUCAAAGCAUUAAUUCAGCCGCGCAUCCAUCUCAGCCAUUGGCCAGUCAGAGUCAACCCCAGCCAGGAGAGUCUGAGAGCGCUGAGGUUCAGACCAAAGCGGCGGGUAGGGAUGAUAUCCAAGCCCUUGACAAGAAACUGCGAUCCCUUUUUAAAGACCAGAGUACAAGUUCCUCAAGCGCACCAUUAGAUCCUGGUCAGAACACCGGGACCUCUUCCCCUCCCACCGGAACAUCCUCCCCUCCUCCUGGCACCGCUCUGGUGCCUCCUUCAAACCUCCCGCUCACGUCUGGAGCACAGGCGGUCACUCCGCUGUCUACAACUACCCCAGCACAGGGGUUAACCCCUGCGGGACAUGCCCAGACCCCUCCAACCAAACCGAGGGCACAGACUUUACCUACUGGGUUUGACCAAUCUGCUCCUCUGCCCUUGGACACUUUACCACCAUUCCCUGGACCAAAUCAAUCCCAGCAGCCUUUGGGUAAUUUGGAUGCCCAGCUGAGGAGAGCGCUGAGCCCGGAGACUCUUCAAGUGGAGAGCGUAGCCCAGGCUCCCGCAGCCGGUUUCACUCUGGGUCGAUUCCAAGUGUCCGUUGCUGCCGAUGGUGCAUCGAGUGGAGUUCCAGAGCAUGCCAGUGUUGUCUCCUCUUCCUCCCUCACGCCAUCCUCCACCUCUACCGCCUCCUCAUCCUCUUCUUCCUCCUCCCCUUCAAGCCCUGAAAACACCCUCCACCGCUCGUCCACUCUGUCCACUGCAGCGUGUGAAACGGACCAUAGCAACGGAGACUCGUCUUUCUCUGUUGGUUCUGCCAGCCAACUGCCCACCAUAGCAAUAGGGCGCUUCCAGGUUUCCAAUGCCUCAUCUGGAAAAACUGCUCCCUCCAAAGUGGGACGCUUUUCAGUCACAGUGACAUCAACGGCAGGUUCCAGCCCAUCUCAAACUUCGGGUGUCCAAAACGGCCCCUCCUCUGUGGAUCCUCAUAAAGCACACACCCCAUACAGCAGCGACAACGACGACGACUCGGGCACAGAGGACGAAGCCUUGCAGAAAGAAAUUAGUCGCCUCAGAGAAAGACACAUGUUGGAGGUGCAGGCCCUGCAGACACGUCAGAAAGAGGAAAUCGAGGCACUCUUUACCCGGCUCGGAAAAACAGCUCCCCCUUCCGUCCUAUCCCCCGCUGUGGCCAUGGCCGGAGGUCGACGCAGGCUCAAGAGCAAGAGCCACAAAUCUCCACGGAGCAGUGGACAACCAAGCCCCGUAUUUUCUGGAUGUCAAACCUCAGCUCAGAGUACUCAUGGCUCUGAAUCUCCUCCCAAACAAAGUACUCUUUCUGCUUCCGAGGCUUCCCAAACUUGUGCAGCAACAUCUUUACAAGAGCUCCGAUCCUCUCCAUCCCUACCCAGUCUCAGCAGUUGCUCUACAGGAGUAAGUGGGACCACCUCCACAAAUGGCUCAGGUCCCUACCAGAACCACUCGCUUUCUCUGACCCAUGCGAGCGGGCCGGCUUCCACUGCCACAGCAGCUCAGACGCAGAAGGGCAAGGGUACCUUCACAGAUGACCUGCACCAGCUGGUGGAUAACUGGGCCAAAGAUAUCAGUCUCUCGCAGGGCAAGAGGGGUCCUAAAACGGGAGCACAGGCAGCCCAGGGACAUGAUAUAAUCCCUCCUGCCAACAUGGGUCGCAAGUUCUCCGCUCCUGGCUACCUCUGUCCGACCCUCCCCACGCCUCCCAGCACCACCAGUACCCCCGCCACGGCCCACCUCCCCAAUCCUGCUAAUCCCUCCGUCCCCCUGGGCCACCGGAAAGGCUCUCUGGGCCCAGUAGGCCCGGGGUUUGGGUACACCCCGGCUUCGUACAGCGCUCCUCAGUGGGCAGGACCCACAGGCAACUGCCAGGUCGGCAUGCUCAAUCCCGCCCAGUACCAGGCGCCCAUGACUGCCCCUGUGUCCAUGCACCAAGGCUACCACAUGGGGACCACUGCGUCAGCCACCCAGAAAUCAGUCAGCCAGGGAGGAUCUAAUUUAAGGCCUACGUAGCCCAGCCCAGUCCAGCUUGAAGCACAUGUGCAAGAACGAGCUCUUUGUUUAAUUUCAACUGUCUUUUUUUUUCUUUUUUUUUUUUUAAACCAUUAUUACUUGUCGUCCUCUCGGGCAGAUUGAAGUCUGCCGGGCCCCGUCGGAGGGAGCGUGCAAUACAUACAUAUAAACAUAGCGUACACUCGCCCCGCCUAUUAGCUGUGAAAUUGAGCUGUGAUGAGCUGAUUGGUCAGCCAAAGAUGUCUAUUUUCUUGUUGUCGAGGGCGACUGUGCACCACGCAUAAAAAGUUCAGGAUUGACGGCUUUAGGGUGAACUAAAAGGAUGUACUUAUAAUACUGUGGAACCUCUAAUGCCACUCUGAGCUUUAUGCCAUGAUUUUAAUUUCUAUGCCUUUCUGUCUCCUCCACUGGCCCCUUCCCUCGCCAUUGUAGGGCUUCAAAUAGAAUGUUCAGCGGGAGAAGAGGCCACUGAACUUGAGUGUCACAGCGUCAUCUACAGGUGGCAACAAAAGAAAGUCAUACAAGUGGAAAUGUAUUGGUUUAAUGGAUUAAAGCUUUGUGUCAGAGUGUCAUUAGCGGCUUGAAACCCAAACUGGAGGUGUCACAGAAAGAUAUCUGUCUUUUCUGUGAUGAGUCCAAUCUUCAUCUGGUGUCACAGAAAGACUUGGGACACAACCUUGGCUUCUAAGAGAUCAGCAAGUCGUGCAAAAAGUACAUUAAAGAUUUGACGUCUAGUGUGUUUUAAGUCGACUGUGAAAUAGCAGCACCCGAAAGCCCCACGCACCAAACUUUUUGUCGCUAGUGUACCCGUACGUUGUUGUCAUUCCAAGCCAAAAGUGGGACGGUGAGCAUGGAGUAAAUAUUGACCUGCUUGUAGGAUGAGAGGUUAAGUUGUGGCAGUGUGAGGGAAUUGUGUGAGAGCAAGUUGAAAGACUCUGUAAGUUUAGCAGGAGUGUGCAGAUGGUUUGCUUUAUAUAGAAGGUGAAGUCAAUGCAAUAAAUAAGGCGAGAGAAGCAACUGCCCCCUUUUGUAACCGUGGCCUUAUUCCCUGAAGACAUUUUUGUACAUAGAUAGUCGGCAUAUUUAUGUCUGGUGUCAAUUCUGAUUUUGUGUUUUCUACAAAAGGCAUCCUGGUGUUGAGCACCGCAAAGUGGAGGCGAUGCUGCUGUAGUCAUAAAACGGCUCGGGGGUGUUUUUAUUUUGUUGUUUUUGUAUUUGUUGGUUUACACUUGAAUUAAACAAAUCCCACAUUGGUUCCACGCAACACCACAAAACUCUCACUCAAGUUUGAAUAGUUUCGGAUCGUGUUAGUUUUCAGACAGCUUUUGAGAUAAUUAGCCGCUUCGUUAGUGGGGCUCCCUGCUUUUCUGUGGUCUUUUUUUUUUUGUACGCAUCUAUUUAAUAAACAGAAAUGUUCUUUAUGGACCUGUAUUCAGCCAUCAGAUUUUGAUGUUGUCUCACUGUAAUUAUUAUUAAAGGUUGUUAAACAACAUGUAGUUAAAGGAAUAUUUAAAAAGUGCAAUUGCAGGGUUUAUAUCUCAAUGUACUCGCUCAUCCUGCUGUAUAUUAAGCUCCUCUAUCGAAACUUUCCUUGUCCAGUCAAACACCACUUUCUUGCUUUCUAUUUUAUUGUACAUAAUCUUAUUUUAAUGUGCGGCUAACGCCCCCACAACCGAGCGUAUCAAGACGAGCGAACGCACACGCACUCUUACCCUGGAAAACGUGAGGAACAAUUUUGUGCCUUGCAUUCUCACUGUUGAUAAGUUCUUUGAUUAGCCGUUGGAACAUAUCUUCCUUAUCUUUGCUAUCCAGCUUAAGGUCCACUUACUAGUGCCCUCUGUCCUCACUAUUAGGACAACCUUGGCCGAAGUAGCAGGCAUGCAGGUGUCCCAAGCCAAAUUCUGUGCACCAAUAUGCCCACUAUUAGUUUUGCUUCACUAGUCACGUGGUUAUCUUCCUUGUAUACUGAAUUAUGAUCAAAUUGUGAAAGGCAGACGUGGAAAAGCUUUUAGUAAGACAAGUCGUACGAGUAAUAUCUGAAUUGUCUUACUAGUGCUUAGUGUACUUACUAGUACAUGGACCUUUGGGUCUUUUCAAGGAUUUGGAAUAUAUGUCAAACCUCUUUCUCCACAUCCCAUCAUCUCCAUCUCCUUACACAAUGUGAACACACACUGCAAAUAAUCUAGAAGUUGGUAAAUGUUUUCCUGAUUAUUCACUGCUUCUAGUCGACUCAUUCUUGUGUGCUUUUGGCUAGCUUUUGUUUGUUUUUGUGGAUAUCUCAUGAAACCAUUUCACAGAGGCGCUCCAGCGGCCUGCCCGUAGCUCGGACGACUAGUUAAAACUUCUCUAGAGAAAAAAAUAAGUUCCUGCAAUGCAGAAUAUGCAAAGUUUUAUAGGGAUUGGAGGGUUCAUGGAAUUAUUUGCAUGCCGAUGAGGGUUACUGACUUCAGUUUUUUGAUAUGGGAAUACUAUCAGGAUUGUUUGCCUUUUAGAGUCAUCACCACAUUGCCCCCCCACCCCCCCCCCCACCCCAUUUGCAUCCGCCAAUGUCACAGGCACAAGUUUAAUAGCGGUGUAAAUGACUCAAUGUGUUCUCUGCAUGCCAGCUUCACUGGUGUCCAAUCUGACAGCCACUGUACAGCACAAAAGAUCCAUAUAGGACCUCAAAAAACAAGACAUGAGGCUACUGACACAAUUCUGCUCUUUUCGUAUUGAUUUCCUGUGAUUUGGUGUCGGGUUUUUGUGUAUGUUUUUCACAUUGUAUAAAACGAAUUAAAAAAAAUCUGUUAAAUUGCC